UUGCAUUUGAGAUUAUCAAAUUAUACACUGAAUACUACUUAAUUAUCGUUACAAAUAACAUUUGGAAGACCUAUUGGCCGGUUUUAUUUUUGAAUAUUCCACUCAGUUUAACAAAUAUAUAAUUUUGACCUUUCGCCGGAGAAAAAACAAACCAAACUUACUUAGUAAGAAGCACUUUCCAUUAUUAUUAUCUCUGUUCCCCCACCACAUUUCAUAUUCACAUAAUAAUAAUGUUCAAUAAUACAACAACCUCCUUCGGCUCCGGCCCCGGCAUCGUCGUCGUCCCAACUCCCGCCACAACAGUUCCCACCACCGACUUCCCCGGUACCACCAUCACUUCCAACUCCACCUUCAUUAUCAUCGGACCUCCACCACCGUUCCCAGCUCCUCCCCGGAGCAUCGACCUUACUCCUCUCAAACUAAUCUUCGUCGUCAUCGCCUUCGUCGCCGUUCCCGCUUUAGUUUACGCUCUCUUCUUCAACGGCCCAUGUUCUUCCUCCCGCCGCAACUCCUCUUCUUCCCGCACCAGCUCUUCCUCCGACGAUACACCUCACGCCACCGUCGACACCCCGCCGAUCACCGAGACCACCGUAACUUCGGAAUCCGGAGGGAAAUUCCACAAAGAUACACAUUCUAAAGAGAUUGGAAACGAGUGCUCCGUGUGUCUCAUGGUGUUCACCGACAGCGAUGAACUCCGGCAACUAAGCGAGUGUAAACACGCGUUCCACGUGUUAUGUAUUGAGACGUGGCUUAAGGAUCAUCCUAAUUGUCCCAUUUGUCGAACUGACGUCUCCGUUAAACAACAAACCGAAGCUCCCAACGUUCCCGUUAACGUUAACGGAAACGUGAAUCGCAGCGGCGGAAACCGUCGCGUUUCGGCCACUAGUAGAGAUGACGAUUGGCGUCAAGGUUUACCUGAUGCUUCUAGUUUAGUUUGAAUUUUUUAUUUAAUAAAAUUUAUUUCUCUGUUUUUUUCCACAGAUUUUUAAAGAUAUUUUUGUAAACAAAUUACGUCAAUUUCGAAAAAAUUAUGUCCGUUAAAUUAAUUUAUUUUAUGUAAUUGGUUGAAUCGUAACUCCGUAUAAGCAACUGUGAGUGUGUCUGUGCGUGAUGUGAAAUCUGACGUUGACUCACAGCAAGCUCA
Molecule: messenger RNA, 1144 nt
Organism: Arabidopsis thaliana (thale cress)
Lineage: Eukaryota; Viridiplantae; Streptophyta; Magnoliopsida; Brassicales; Brassicaceae
Product: RING/U-box superfamily protein
Exons: 1
Coding region: 231-938 (235 amino acids)
Biological process (GO): protein ubiquitination
Cellular component (GO): membrane
Molecular function (GO): transferase activity; ubiquitin protein ligase activity
Source: RefSeq, marked reviewed